CUCCCCUCUCCGGAUCUCUCUCUGGCGUCCAUGGACUUGUACGUUUACCAACUGAAGAAAACACCAUGACUCUUUAACUUUCUCUCUCUAAAAACAUCACUAAUCGAUCGUUCAUGGGCGCUAAUUUAUCUUCAAUUCAAUCGGAGUCCGAUGGGCAGAGCCAGAAACAUAAACUCGGCGAUAUACCGGAGAGCUGCGUGGCUUUAGUUCUCUCCUACUUCGACCCGCCGGAGAUCUGCAAACUGGCUGGACUCAACAGGACCUUUCGGGCUGCUUCGUUGGCCGAUUUCAUUUGGGAGUCCAAAUUGCCCUCCAAUUAUAGGUUUAUUAUCGAGAAAUUGCUCGACGACGACAACUUGUGUAAGUUGGACAAGAAAGACCUUUAUGCUAGGCUUUGUCGACCCAAUUCAUUCGACGGUGGCACAAAGGAAAUUUGGCUGGACAAGAGGACAGGAGGGGUUUGCUUGUUGAUUUCAUCCAAGGCGUUGACAAUCACGGGGAUCGAUGAUCGGAGAUAUUGGAAUCACAUUCCAACUGAUGAAUCUAGGUUCCACACUGUUGCAUACCUUCAACAAAUCUGGUGGGUUGAAAUAGAUGGAGACUUUGAGUUCCAGUUUCCAGUAGGGACAUACAGCCUGUUGUUCAGACUGCAGCUCGGAAAGGUCACCAAGAGAUUAGGCCGUCGGGUCUGUAACUCGGAGAAUAUACAUGGUUGGGAUAUAAAACCUGUACAGUUACAGCUCACAACACUAGAUGGUCAGCAUGCUAUGUUCCGUUGUUAUCUGGACAAUCCAGGGAUCUGGAUGUACUAUCACGCUGGAGAUUUUGUUGUAGAAGAGCCCAACGCAUUGACAAAGAUCAGAUUUUCUUUGACCCAGAUUGAUUGCACUCAUACUAAAGGUGGUCUCUGUGUGGAUUCUGUUCUGCUAUGCCCCAGUAGUUUAGGAAAUGAGUUCAGAUCUUCAUUGUAGGUGGUGAGAAUUGUAAAAUAGCAUCGUACAGGCCCCCAUAGCAGUGAUGCACCCUCCGAAAGCAAACAGAUUGAGUGCAGGUUUGUUUUUGUGGCAGAUAAUGUUUUUGUUUUGUUAAAGCAGUCAGUAGUUUUGUUUCCUUUUUUUUUUUGGGUUCUAAAUUUUGUAUUUUUUGUCGGCUGGUUUGAACCUGAUGAUGAUCUUGUCUUGUGAGAAGUUUUCUUGUACAUGUAUUUCAGGAAAUGAGAUGUUUGAUUUUGAGUUGUUAGCAUCUGAGUUUCGUUUGGUGUCCCUCUUUCUUGUUUGUGCUUCUACUCUUGCUUUUUGUAUAUUAUAUAUCGCUUCAUAGAUUUCCGUCUUUCUGUUACACGAC
Molecule: messenger RNA, 1344 nt
Organism: Ilex paraguariensis (yerba mate)
Lineage: Eukaryota; Viridiplantae; Streptophyta; Magnoliopsida; Aquifoliales; Aquifoliaceae
Source: the annotation of a GenBank genome assembly